AUGGGCCUUGAAAACGAAUGGCACCUAUUCUUUGACUGCGCUGAAGCCCAAGCCAUUUGGAAUGCUUCUGGCAUUUGGACUCUCAUAUCACACGCUGUCAACAAUGGUAACGAUUUUAAGGAGACGCUCGGCCAUCUGUUAAAUAGCCUCAGUCACGAAAACAUAGUCAAAAUGGUGGUCAGCUUAUGGUGUAUCUGGCAGCGCCACAACAACAAGAUCUGGUCAAACACCACUACUCCUCCUCAUCUUGUUAUCUCCCAGUCCAUGCAGAAGUUUGAGGAAUGGCAGCAUGCACGAGCAAAGGAACAUCCUCCUCCCACACAGUCAUCAUCUCCUGGUAGCUGGACACGCCCACAAGUAGGUUUCAUUAAAGGAAAUGUUGAUGCAACCAUAUUUAAGGAAGAUAACAAAGUAGGCUUUGGAAUCUGUUUACGUGAUGCAACUGGGUCCCUCAUCAAGGCCAAGUCAGGCUGGCUCUAUGGAGUAGCCCCGCCCCACGAAGAAGAAGCCACGACUCUCCUAGAAUCCAUCCGGUGGGUGUGUGAUCAAGGUUAUACCCGUGUCAUACUCGAAUCGGAUUCCAAACAAGUUGUGGAGGACAUCCUAAACUCCAACAUCUAUUAUUCAGAAUACGGUCACACUCUACAUAGAUGUCAUUCUCUACUCAACUCUCAUCCGAACCUAUUGGUCAGGUUCAUCCGGAGACAAGCAAAUCAUGUCGCUCACUCCUUAACUAGGACGUCAAGAUACUAUGCUAGCUCCCAUGUUUUUUAUUUCAUCCCAACAUGUAUUGCACCUCUUAUUUUGAAUGAUAUCAGUUAA
Cajanus cajan (pigeon pea) is the source of this 822-nucleotide messenger RNA. Lineage: Eukaryota; Viridiplantae; Streptophyta; Magnoliopsida; Fabales; Fabaceae. The record is from RefSeq and is a predicted model, not a curated record.